AGGCAGCACCGGGGCGUUUCCUUCUCCUCCCCCAAGCCAUCCAAUCUCUCCCCCUACCCUCCCCUUCCCUCUCUCGUCUUCGCUAUCGGUUCCGCUCGACGGCGCUGAUGGUGCGCGGUCUUCGAUUCGCUGUGAAAUUGUGUGGCAAAGUGGGCGGAAGUAGAAGCAGCAUGGUUUCUUGUUGGGGAUCAGCACCGUAGGCAGCUUAGAUUUCAUGUCCUUGGAAAAAAAAAUGUUUUGCAUCGUAAUUUUUCUCGAAUUUUGGAGGUAACUAUGAUCUUACUGUUUGAAAGAGAGUGAUUAAUUCAGUAAAAAUGAUGAGCGGCAAGGUGCUCCUAACUUACAAGCGGAAGCGCUUUUCAGCCAAUGCAAAUCCUGCUAAUGUUGUCAAAGCUGAUUCGUCCGUCAAGACUGUGGGGGAGCAUUGCUUUCGGUGUGGUUCUGUUGACAUAAAUGAGAAUCUGCUGGUGUGCCAUAGCUGCUCUGGGAGCUAUCAUCUUCGAUGCAUUGACUCCUCUUUGAAGAAUGUAUCUGAAGAUAGGUGGCUAUGCCCUCCUUGUAAUGAAAGAUGCGAUUCCGAGAUAUCUAUACAACACCAAUCUUAUCAGACCAGCAAAACAACAGAAAACAGAAGUAUUGGGGAAUCUGAGACAGGUGCAAUCAAACUGCAUACCCAAAAAGUGCUUUCGAGUUCAGGACCAUCUGAAAUCAGCUCUAGGAAUGGAAGCCCCUCCCCAGUAGAUCCAUCUAUGGAGAACAUAGUCAAUCGGGCAUCCGCAAAUGACUUGGGUAUAGAAUCUGGUUCUGCGUGCCGAGUUGUUGAAGAGACUUUGAGAUCUCAGUCAACAAAUUUGGAGACUGUAGGAAGAUCAAGUUCCUUGCAUUUGAAAACUUGGACCGAAAGGAAUACUAGUUCCAGAUUCUCAGAGGACUGUGCCUCCAUGGUAGUCAGUUCAGAUAAAAGAAGUGGAAUAAUAUUGAAUGAUGAGUAUCCAAAAGGGAACACUAAGAAUUUCUUGAUUACAUUUCGUAGAAGAGUGAAAAAGAAACGGGAUGUAGUCAGUUCAUCAACCACAAGGAAUUCAAGUGCUGAAGACAAGCAUAGUUCAAUGGUGACUUCUAGGAGCCAUGAAUUAGGAAAUAAUUGUAGAUGUUCAGAUUCAACUUUCUUGUUGGAAGCAGAUGGGCCUAGCCGACUGCAUGCUCUUCAAGAGGAUAUGCAUGACGUCAAUAAAGAUGCCGGGCUAGGGCCUAAGCUUUCUGGACAAGGUAGCACUGCAGACAAAUGCGAAGAACCAUGUCAACCAAAACCAGACGUUGCUCCUCAGGGUACAACUUCUUUACAAUAUUCAGAACGUGUUCUUCAGUGUCAAUCUGAUAAAUGCACUGGGAUGCCUACAAGUGAUUUAAGCAAAGACCCUACACACAAAAGCAAGCAAUCAGAGAUGGCCAAAACUGGGACAUCCAUACGAGGGGAAGAGGGAAAUGAAUUAUUUACAAAGGAGAGAGGUCAUGUAGGAGGGGCGGAGCUGUUGGUUGUCCCAGUGGUUUCAACUCAUCUUACGAGCUCAAACCCAACUAGACCACUUGUGGAUGCUAUGGCUGAGAACUUUCUGGAGUCACAAAGACCAUCAGCUCAAAAUUGUGCUCUAGGUAGGAUGGAUGAGGAAACUGAUGGUCGAGCCAAAGGAUUGCAGUGGAUGGAAACGCUUGAAAAAUCACAUCAGGAGACCACAAAAGAAACAAAGUCAUCCAUUCUUAUUAAUAAAAACAGUACCAAUUGCACAAUAGCAUCAAGUGGAAGGGCUUCCACAGCUUACCCAGUUAAUUCAUCUACAAAGAUUCAGGUCAAUCAGGAUGUAUCCAGAGAAUGCAUUGAUCGGGCAUCCCGAUUACAGGAACGACUCUUGGUGACAAAGUCAAAUAACUCUAUUUAUGAAAAACAACAGCGUGAGAGGGCAUCACACAACUCUAUGUAUACUGAUUUUGCAGAUCAGUCUCUUAUAUUGAAUUCUGAAGUGCUUAGUGUUUCCAUGAAUGAUAUCCGAGGUAUGCCAUUGCCAUUAGAUUUGAAUUUCAAGGACACUGUUGAGGGAUACAAUAGGCAACACAGAUGGGACAGCAUGGGUGAGAAUGCAUCUGUAUCCAGACAAAAGCAGGUGUGUGAGAAUGAUAUGAAUGGCUCACGGAUGCCAAAAGAAAGCUCUUUGCUGGACAACUUUAAGAGGUUCUCAGAUGAAUGGUCAGAAGAAGAAUUAGAUGUUCUUUGGAUUGGCGUGAGAAGACACGGAUUAAACAAUUGGAAUGAUAUCUUAAGGGAUCCAAAAUUAUGUUUCUUAAAAUCGAGGGUUGCAGAAGACUUGGCCUUGCAGUGGGAUAAAGAACAAAUUAAGCUUCUUAAUGGUACACUCUAUCAUCCAGAAAGACCUUCAGUAUUAGAUCUUUCAAGGCCUCUUGGAACAGAUGACACAUGCUGGAGAAAAGCAACAGGUAGGAAUUUGUAUUGUGAGAAAGUUGUUUCAUCAUAUUUGGAAUUUCCGACACAGAGAACAGAAACUAAACUUUCUCUUGGAGAUGUAUAUGUUCAGAGUGAGAAAAACAUCAAGAAAAAUGUAGUACCCAAUAUAUCAGGUUUAUCCAUUGCUAAUCCUCACGGAAUUAGAAAUUCAAUGGCAGGUCCUUUCAUAGGCAGUAACCUCAUAGGUUCUGUUAACCCAAGGGCAGACAUCAGACAUCAGAAUGCUUUCAAAACACAAGGCACCAGGUACGACUGCGAAUCAUCUACUUCACCUCAAAAAUCAGUUGAAAGAGGAGGACAUGAGCAAAGAUCUUCUGCAAAUAGUACUCUCCCUCAUUGGCUCAAAGAAGUGUUGACUGUGCCUCAAAGGCGAAGUAGUUUGCCAUUGCCUUCUGGAGUUUCAAGCUUGAAUCCUGGAAGCAUUAUUAAUUAUGAUGAGCGAGUUACUGCUUUUCAAAGUGCCGUGGAAACUGCUCUGCCUAAAGAUCCCCGUGGACGGGGAAUAUUGAAGAGGAAGAGCAAGGCCUCUAGUAAUCAUGCCAACAGGGUAAAGGUGUUGGAUAACUCAGUAUCGGUGGAUGAUACCUUGUUGCAGAAAAGAUUAUCCUCACUACCAAAUCUAGGAUUGACCCCACUGAAACCAGCAUCUGCUAAUACUGGUUCUGGACCAAGUCAUGUCUUGGAUCUAAACAACAAAAGUCCUGAUCCCACUGGACCGAGUAACUUGGUGGUCAUCGACAGCGAUGUAUCUUCCGAGGAAACCAUAUCAGAUGAUCAGAGCAGUAGGUGGUAACUGUUUCUAUGAGGAAUCAAUCGGCUUUCACAGUUGAUCAUCUGUACAUUGUUUUGUCAUGCCUGUGCAGUAGUUCAGCUUAUCCAUCAAGUCAUUUGUACAGCGUAUCGUUCUAAAGCUGUAAGUUCUGCUUUCUAUGUUUGACGUGCUAUAUUUCUUGCCCUUCAAUGUUCUUCUUUAAAGAUCUGCAUCCUCCUCUCUGAAUCUUCCAUAGUUGACUUAUAAUAUUGCUUCAGUUCUUAUAUAAUAUAGAAGGAAAAUGCUGCUGA
Musa acuminata subsp. malaccensis (wild Malaysian banana) is the source of this 3580-nucleotide messenger RNA. RefSeq lists its product as uncharacterized. NCBI's taxonomy places the organism in Eukaryota, Viridiplantae, Streptophyta, Magnoliopsida, Zingiberales, Musaceae. The record is from RefSeq and is a predicted model, not a curated record.